ACGAAGAAAAGCGCCUUUUGAAGAAGGAAGGAAUCCAGUUGCCGUCACACUACCCACUCACCAAGCAGGAGGAGAGAGAGUUGAAACGCAUCAGGCGCAAGAUCAGAAACAAGAUCUCCGCACAGGACUCCAGGAAACGCAAGAAAGAAUACAUCGACGGACUGGAAGACAGAGUGAAGGCCUGCACGGAGGAGAACCAGCAACUCCAGAAACGCAUCCGAACCCUCGAGGCACAGAACGAGUCCUUGCUCGUACAGAUGAGACGGUUCCAGAGCGUCUUGACGGGUGGUGGAAACAGUGGCCGAUCACAGGUCAAUGCCUCCACAGCACUCAUGAUGCUGAUUUUGUCGGCAGCGCUCUUCAUCGUGCCCUCGGUCAGACAGGAUGCUGCCGGGUCUGAGAAUGAUCUGUCACUGCCUGCGUCAAAGAUGCCAUCAGCAGGUCAUUCCCGCAGUCUCCUGGAGGCUGGCAAUGGCGGCCUCGUUCCUGGUGCUCUGGAUGUGUUGGAAGGUGUUGAUGAUGAACUCCCUGCCGACCUUGACAGCCCACAGGUUCUGGCCCUGACUGACCACGACUACACCCCAGUGGCCAAGCGCCAGCGCACCAACUCCAAGGGGAUCAACUACUACGUUCCACCCCUAGAUGACAUAGGUCCCCAGAACGGAAAAGUGGAUGCUGGUGGAGGGUUCCCCCCUGACGACAGCUCGGGCACAAAACUGGCUGCAAGGAUAGUAGAUGCGAUGGUAGAGCACGCUACGAACAACUACUCGGACCCGGGAGGGCAGCACAACAACAAGGCCCAGGCUGUCGUGGUCAAUCUCGGCCAGGGGAAGAAGAGGCUGCGGGACGAUCUUGAGUUGGAGUGAGGUGUUUUCUUUAAGCACUGAGGGUGCAUUCAUUCUUUUGCAUAAUAAGGAGAUGAUUUGCCUCAGGUUGGUGUGACUUCAUGGCUAAAGUUGCAUCUCUUUGAAUGGCCCUGUGCUGGGUGGGGGGACCUACCACGGCGGCAGAGGCUGCCACUACCCUGAAGCCCCGUCCCUGGAGUCCUCUGGGUUGCACGGACAAAGCCAUCUUCCCUUUCAACGUGUACUGGAGGCUGUGCUAGCAUUACAAUAGUAAGAUUCAAUGAAGCUAAACAAUUUUAAUUUAAUAUUUUCGAGAGGUUUAGGCUGGUGGGAGAUGGCAGGCUUCUGCAGACUUGUGGUAACAUUGUUUAAGCUGCACUGUGUGUGUGGGUGGUGCAUUCAUGUAGUAUAGUCGGGUGAACAGCUGGAACCAGUCGUUGUGGGGCCUCGAGCUGAUGCCCUGCUCAUUCAUGAAGGGAAUAGGGGGUUUAUGUUCAUUAUGCCAUAUGGGUUUGCUUUGCUGUUAUGUUACUAAAGAAUAUUUCUUAAAGAUUAUUGUAAGAUUAUCUAUUAAGAAAUCCUGUUUCUUUUUAGACUUGUAAGAGGUACAACUUUGGAGAACUUUAAGAUAAUUUAGCGUUUCCAAACAUUAGUGGCUUUGUCGUGUGGAUGAUGAGGUCCACAGCAUUCUUCACAUUAAGCUCUCACAGUGUUAUCUUACGACCAUCAUCUGCUCUUGUUCUCAUGAAAGAGUCAACGUACUAAGAGUUGAAUAUCGUAAUUUUUAACUCCUCAGUUAAAUGAUAAAACACUGAUUUUCAAAAGGUUGGGUGCAAAGAUUAUGUUCAAAUAUAUUUCAAUGUGCUUAAUUUUGGAAUAUAUAUAGAGAUAUAUAAUUAUCCUUUUUUUUUUCCUGUUUUUUUUUUACACAUUUGUAUUCGGUGGCGAUGAACACGGAAUACUCUUUCUUCGACUGAUUGUUAUGGACCAAUGCAAUUUUUUUUUUAUAUAUAUAAAUCAUUUCAUUUCAUUAUUUGUUAGUAGAAUGGAAGUCAUAUCACUGUCAUUUGAUCAUUUUUUGUAGAUAAAAUUAUAAAAUGAAGAAAGAAAUAUAUUUUAAGGCAAAC
Molecule: messenger RNA, 1972 nt
Organism: Penaeus vannamei (Pacific white shrimp)
Lineage: Eukaryota; Metazoa; Arthropoda; Malacostraca; Decapoda; Penaeidae
Source: RefSeq, a predicted model, not a curated record